Messenger RNA from Scleropages formosus (Asian bonytongue), 1583 nucleotides. Its product is annotated as adenosine receptor A2b-like. Gene Ontology annotation, molecular function: G protein-coupled adenosine receptor activity. The coding region runs from base 126 to 1163 and encodes 345 amino acids. Gene Ontology annotation, biological process: G protein-coupled adenosine receptor signaling pathway. The record is from RefSeq and is a predicted model, not a curated record. Gene Ontology annotation, cellular component: plasma membrane. Lineage: Eukaryota; Metazoa; Chordata; Actinopteri; Osteoglossiformes; Osteoglossidae. The transcript has 4 exons.
ACUUUACCGGAACAGCGUGCCGGUGUCCUGCGGUGCCGCCAGCCCGUCUGCGGGCGGUUUUACUCACGCGGUGUGUGUUUCCAGUGUGUGUAAAAACAGAGCGCAAACACAGACCUGGGACAGAGAUGAGUAACAUGACUUCAGAGCAGGAUUCCCUGUGGCUGGUGGGAGUGUACAGCGCAGCGGAGGUGCUCACGGCAGUGGUGGCGUGUGUGGGGAACGGCCUGGUGUGCUGGGUCUUCGCCAGGACCCCCGUGCCGUGGGCGCCCACCCACUACUUUGUGGCGUCGCAGGCGGCGGCAGAUGCCGGCGUGGGCUGCCUGGCCGUGCCCUUCUCCGUGGCCCUGGGCUUCCAGGUUGAGCUGGACCGCCACGUCUGCCGCUUCCUGGUCGUCUUCAUCCUCCUUCUCACGCAGACGUCCAUCUUCAGCCUGCUGGCCAUCGCAGUGGACCGCUCUCUCUUUAUCAGAGUCCCACUCAGGUACGCUGACCUGGUGAGGCCCUCGAGGGUGAAGGUCAUCAUUGCGGCCCUCUGGCUGCUCUCCUUCUUCAUCAUCCUCCUGCCCUACCUGCUGUGGCCCAGAGCGUCCCCGCAGCACGGAGCCGCUGCCACGUUUGGGCCCUGCGUCUUUGAGGAAGCGAUGGACAUGCGCUUCAUGGUGUACUGCGUCUUCCUGGGCUGCGUGCUGCCGCCCCUCCUGCUCAUGCUGCUGCUCUACUCCCGCAUCUUCGCCGUGGCCCGGCAACACCUGGAGCAGGAGCAGAGGGGUCGAGGAGACGGCGCCUCGUCCUUGCUGUCGCGGGAGCUACGCGCCGCCCGCCCCCUUGCCGCCGCCGUCGGCGUCUCCUACGUGUGUUGGCUGCCGCUGCACAUCCGCAACGGGCUGACGCUGCUGCACCCCCCGUUGCGGGCACCCAACUGGCUUACGCUGGCCGCCAUCGCGCUCUCCCACGCCAACUCCGCGUUCAACCCGCUGCUCUACGCUCUCAAGCUGACGGAGUUCCGCCGGGCACUGAGGACCACCCUGUGGCCGCAGAAACCCUGGACAAGAGGGGACGCGGCGCUAAACUCGCAUCACGACUGCAUCUUGGCCACCUGCGCAGGCUCACGCAACACACUCGACACACAAGGGCACGGGGCAACACACCCAAGCUCUGCUUGAUCUGGUCCGAGUGAAACCGGCUCCUUUCUCCCUGCGACCAACAGGAGUAUUUUCUGGUAAACGGACAAACUCGUGGUAACGGAAGUUUAUAGUUAAACCACAGUGGUGUCUCACCUGGACCAACCUGCUCCAAUUUACAGGUUUUGACACAUCUCCACUAACGCUUUUGUCGUACACAUGACACCUCCAGCACCAAUAAACCAUUCUGUAUGUCAAUUACAUAAAUAUUCUUUCAUUUUAUCUUAUAUAUUUAUUUGGCAGCAAAAGUUACAUGCGAUUUAAAAAGUGUCCACGUUUUAAGCAUUUAAACCAAAAAGUAUAAAAAUGUUGAGCAACUAUGGAAGGAAAGGGGGUUUCGAGUUGUUUAGCAGGAAUAUAAAUAAUGAACACAGCUGUUUGUAUCGUGAGGAAAACGUGAAA